AUGCAGGCGACACACUUGUGCCUCAGAGUUGGACACCUUCUCCCCUACUCCAUGUCAGAUUCCAACACAACCGACUUCACUAACCCCUCCACCUUUAUCCUGCUGGGCAUUCCUGGCCUGGAGACGUUCCAUGUCUGGAUCUCCAUCCCCUUCUGCACCAUGUACACCAUAGCCAUCUUGGGGAACUUGACUAUCCUGUUCAUUGUAAAGACGGAGCAGAGCCUCCAUGGGCCCAUGUACUAUUUCCUCUGCAUGCUGGCCAUCAGCGACCUGGUCUUGUCCACAUCCACCAUUCCCAAAAUGCUGAGUAACUUCUGGUUCAAUUCCAGGGAGAUAGAUUUCAGUGUCUGCCUCACCCAGAUGUAUUUCAUUCACUGCUUCUCAGUGAUGGAAUCUGGGAUCUUUGUGGCCUUGGCUUUGGAUCGCUAUGUGGCCAUCUGUGAUCCUCUGAGACAUUCCACCACCCUCACAAAUUCUGUUGUGGCCAAGAUUGGCCUGGCCGUGGUGCUGCGUGCCGGCAUACUUACAUUGCCCUAUCCGUUCCUAGUGAGGCAGUGGCCAUAUUGCAGAACCAACAUCAUCCCCCACUCCUACUGUGAUCACAUAGCUGUGGUGAAGCUGGCCUGCGCUGAUACCCAGAUCAAUAGUUACUAUGGCCUCUUUGUGCUCUUCUCUGUGGUCGGUCUGGAUGUGCCUUUUAUCACCAUGUCCUAUAUCCAAAUCCUCAGGGCCAUCUUCAGCCUUCCCACAAAGGACGCCCAGCUCAAGACUUUUGCAACCUGCAGCUCCCACCUUUGUUGCAUAUUAUCUUCGUAUAGUCCAGUAUUCUUCUCUGCCCUCGUUCACCGGUUUGGCCACAAAGUGCCCCUCCCUGUCCUUGUUCUCACUGCCAAUGUGUACCUUCUGGUGCCCCCCUUGCUUCACCCCAUCAUCUAUGGGAUGAGGACAAAACAGAUCCGGGACAGGCUGCUCCGGUUCUUUACUCGUAAAGGGACCUAA
Messenger RNA from Emys orbicularis (European pond turtle), 999 nucleotides. RefSeq names its product olfactory receptor 52R1-like. Gene Ontology annotation, biological process: G protein-coupled receptor signaling pathway. The record is from RefSeq and is a predicted model, not a curated record. Lineage: Eukaryota; Metazoa; Chordata; Testudines; Emydidae. Gene Ontology annotation, cellular component: plasma membrane. Gene Ontology annotation, molecular function: olfactory receptor activity; G protein-coupled receptor activity. The transcript has a single exon. The coding region runs from base 1 to 999 and encodes 332 amino acids.